Molecule: messenger RNA, 888 nt
Organism: Penicillium vulpinum
Lineage: Eukaryota; Fungi; Ascomycota; Eurotiomycetes; Eurotiales; Aspergillaceae
Product: polyamine acetyltransferase
Exons: 3
Coding region: 1-888 (295 amino acids)
Cellular component (GO): cytoplasm
Molecular function (GO): aralkylamine N-acetyltransferase activity
Source: RefSeq, a predicted model, not a curated record
AUGUCCGAUCAGAGCGAAUACCUUUCCGAGUCCAUGUCUGACCAGGACAGCAACAGAUUGAGGCCGCUGUCUAAUGCAGACGACUUGUCUCUCGGAAACCAUAACAACGGCGACCUGUCUCGUAUCAUGAGCCGUGCUGGAAUAGCACUAGCUAAUGGCUUCCCACUUGAUGAUGAGGAUGACGAUGAUGACGACGAGGCGGAUGAGGACUAUGCUGCGGCCGAGCAGGAUGACGAUGCAAACGAUUUCCCAUACUGGUUCCGUCGCCAACCUGCCCACAACCGUACAAAGCUGGAUGAACUGCAUCCUUUCGUCCAAUUGCUCUCCGUCUCUAAUGUCGAUGAUUGUGUGAAAGUAGAAGAAGCUUUCCCCGAGCAGGAGCGUUGCUCUCGCGAUAAGUUCGUUUACCGUCUCACCAGAUGCCCUGAGCUCAGUCUAGGCCUAUUCACUCUUCCUCUGCUCGCGGAAGGAGAAACCAAACCCCGCCCAACGCUCAUUGGGCACAUCGUCUCUACGCGCACUUCAGAGCCGCUUGUGACAGAUCGGUCGAUGCGACUUCCGGCCAACUGGAAAAACGAGCGUUGGUCCUUCGAGGACGGACACGCCGUUGGUCAUGAAGAAGGUGGCAGCACUAUUGCCAUUCACUCGCUUGCUGUGGACCCAAAGCAUCAGGGCAAGCAGGUCGGAAGCACAUUGAUGAAGUCAUAUAUCCACCGGAUUCGAGAGGCCCAGAUUGCUGAGCGCAUCGCGAUCAUUGUACACGAUCACCUGAUUCCUUUCUACGAGUCAUUUGGCUUCGAGUCCCAUGGCCCUAGCAAGUGCCAAUUCGGUGGCGGUGGUUGGGUUGAUAUGAUCCUGGAGUUUGGCCCCGAGCCUGUUGAGGAGUAA